AUGGGGCCGGACAGACACUGGACCACUGGAACAACACCAUUCAUCCACACUUUGGCUGAGGCUGAAAUCCCGGGCUUGGGAGCGAAGCGCAGUUCACUGCGGCCCCCUGCUCUCCACAAAAAGGUCCGAAGGGGGAGCCGGGGAGAGUGCCGGGAAAGGGGGGGGGGGUGUCCCAGUGACAGGCAGGAAGCCCGGCGACGCGAGGUCCAGCCCGAGGCCCGGGGCUUCGGCGCCACCGGGGCAGCAAAAGGUCCGAUUGGUUCCAGGCCGCGAGGAGGCCCCGCUGCCGCGCCGGGGAGACCGCCCGUCCCCACCCACGGCCUGGGCCAGUCACUCACCGUUGGAGAGACGACGGACAGCCGGCGUCUCCGCCAGCGCCGCGGCUUGGGCUCCAGCGCCGGCUCCCGCAGCUGCAGCCGCGGCGCCUGGUCCAUCCCCACCCCACCCUCCCCCUCCCGGCCCGCCCCCCGCACCCUUCGGCCACAGCUAACGCCGCCGCCGCCGCCACGGCCCCGGCGCGCGAGCGCGAAGCGGCGCGAGGGAACGACAGGGAGUGCGAGAGCGAGAGCGCGCACCGUCGCCACCGCCGCCCACCACCUCCGGCUCCCGCUGAUGGCGCAGGCGCGAGGCGGCGCCCGGCGGGGACGCGCACGCCGUCAGGGGCGUGACCGGACUCAGAAGGUGUGGCCACGCCUCGGGCCCGCCCACCCACGCGGGCGCAGGCCAAGUGGGCUGGGGCGCUCUGUCUCCAGGGCCUUCCAGCUAACGGACUGCCUUUUCGUCAAAUAUCACCGCUGAAGAAACUGCCAAGUGGCCCCCAGCCCAUCCCUUUAAUUCUACCUGUUACUCUAGUUUAGUCGUCCAUCACUGGGACGUGGAAGCUUCUUUCGUGUUGGAGCAGCUGGAAGUGCAAGGCGGGAAUAAACGGAGUCCUUGGCCUUGUGAAGUUUGAGCGAAAUCAGCGGGGGAUGAUAGAGCUCGGUUCAGCCUUUGAAUUGGGAAGAGUGCACUGGUUGAGGGUAUAGCUUGGCCAGUAGGGGAGCUGAGAGACCACUGAUUGCGGUGCAGCCAUGACUUAGACUGCUUGUGAAAGGAGGUGAGCAAAGGAGCGCAGGGACAGGUUUGGGUUUCCUUCAGCCGUGGCUGCAAGGCUAGUAACUUGAUUUUGUCUGAUUUUAAAUGAUGGCGCAGGCAUUUGAAAAGUGGCCUAGGGGUGGAGGUGGGGGGAAGGCCAGUCAGGAGGCUACUGGCGAGAUAGUUAAGGCAAGGUAGGAGAGUGGUCAUAGAGAAAAACGUUGUUUGGGGGUGAAAUAGAUAA
Molecule: messenger RNA, 1318 nt
Organism: Alexandromys fortis (reed vole)
Lineage: Eukaryota; Metazoa; Chordata; Mammalia; Rodentia; Cricetidae
Exons: 3
Coding region: 1-798 (265 amino acids)
Source: RefSeq, a predicted model, not a curated record